Meriones unguiculatus (Mongolian gerbil) is the source of this 9096-nucleotide messenger RNA. RefSeq names its product RAR related orphan receptor B (gene Rorb). Lineage: Eukaryota; Metazoa; Chordata; Mammalia; Rodentia; Muridae. The transcript has 10 exons. The record is from RefSeq and is a predicted model, not a curated record. Gene Ontology annotation, cellular component: nucleus. Gene Ontology annotation, biological process: regulation of transcription by RNA polymerase II. Bases 699 to 2078 code for a protein of 459 amino acids. Gene Ontology annotation, molecular function: zinc ion binding; RNA polymerase II cis-regulatory region sequence-specific DNA binding; nuclear receptor activity.
CUCUUCUGCGCUCGCUCUCUCCACCUCUCUCCUCUUUCUCUCUUGCUCCCUUCCUCUCUGCAACUGAACAGUGAAAAUUCACAUUGUGGAUCCGCUAACAGGCACAGAUGUCAUGUGAAAACGCACAUGCUCUGCCAUCCACGCCGCCUUUCUUUCUCUUCUGUUUCCUUUUUUUCCCCCUUGAUCAUUCUCCCUCUUCUUUGUAACUAACAAAACCACCACCAACUCCUCCUCCUCCUCCUCCUCCUGCCGCUGCCCUUCUCCUCCUCCUCAGUCUAAGUGAUCACAAAAGAAAUCUCCGAGCCUGACGCGGUGGCAUUUUAAAAAAAAAAGAAAAAGAAAGAAAAAAAAAGCAAGCACACUGGAGAGAAAGAAAAAAGAAACAAACAAACAAAAGCAAAACAAAACCCAGGCACCAGCCAGCUAGGACAUUUUUCCCCACUCUGCCUGAAAACAAACAAACAGCCAUCAAAGAAAAAAAAAAUAACAAGUCAUCAGCAACAGCAUCAAAACUGUUAGCAUAGCGGCGGCGGCCACCGUCACCCUGUGGCCAGGACAUCUGCCUAAAGGGAUGCUUCUCUCGGCGGAGCAGCAAUUCGCCGACCGCCUCCUUUCCUCGUGCUGAGCGGGAUUUUUGGGUUCUCUGGGGUUCGGGCUGUGAGCUUCAUGACUACGCGGAGCAGGACAGCAGCCACACCAUGCGAGCACAAAUUGAAGUAAUACCAUGCAAAAUUUGUGGCGAUAAAUCCUCCGGGAUCCACUACGGAGUCAUCACGUGUGAAGGCUGCAAGGGAUUCUUCAGGAGGAGCCAGCAGAACAAUGCCUCUUACUCCUGCCCAAGGCAGAGAAACUGUUUAAUUGACAGAACCAACAGGAACCGUUGCCAACACUGCCGACUGCAGAAGUGUCUUGCCCUAGGAAUGUCGAGAGAUGCUGUGAAGUUCGGGAGGAUGUCCAAGAAGCAGCGGGACAGCCUGUACGCUGAGGUGCAGAAACAUCAGCAGCGGCUGCAGGAGCAGCGGCAGCAGCAGAGCGGGGAGGCGGAGGCCCUUGCCAGGGUCUACGGCAGCAGCAUCAGCAACGGCCUCGGCAACCUGAGCACCGAGACGGGCGGCACGUACUCCAAUGGGCACGUCAUCGACCUCCCCAAGUCCGAGGGCUAUUACAACAUAGAUUCUGGCCAGCCGUCUCCCGAUCAGUCAGGACUGGACAUGACUGGAAUCAAACAGAUAAAGCAGGAACCUAUCUAUGACCUCACAUCCGUACCCAACUUGUUUACCUAUAGCUCUUUCAACAACGGGCAGUUAGCUCCAGGGAUAACAGUGACUGAGAUCGAUCGAAUUGCACAGAACAUCAUUAAGUCCCAUUUGGAGACAUGUCAGUACACAAUGGAAGAGCUACAUCAGCUGGCAUGGCAGACCCAUACUUACGAGGAAAUAAAGGCGUAUCAAAGCAAGUCCAGGGAGGCCCUGUGGCAACAGUGUGCCAUCCAGAUCACCCACGCCAUCCAGUACGUGGUGGAGUUCGCAAAGCGGAUCACAGGCUUCAUGGAGCUGUGUCAGAACGAUCAGAUCUUACUCCUGAAGUCAGGUUGCUUGGAAGUGGUUUUAGUGAGAAUGUGCCGUGCCUUCAACCCACUAAACAACACUGUUCUGUUUGAAGGAAAAUAUGGAGGAAUGCAAAUGUUCAAAGCCUUAGGUUCUGAUGACCUAGUGAAUGAAGCCUUUGACUUUGCGAAGAAUCUGUGUUCCUUGCAGCUGACUGAGGAGGAGAUCGCUUUGUUCUCCUCUGCUGUUCUGAUAUCCCCAGACCGAGCCUGGCUGAUUGAACCAAGAAAAGUUCAAAAGCUUCAGGAAAAAAUUUAUUUUGCACUUCAACACGUGAUUCAGAAGAAUCACCUGGAUGAUGAGACCCUGGCAAAGUUAAUAGCCAAGAUACCAACUAUCACGGCAGUCUGCAACUUGCAUGGGGAGAAGCUGCAGGUAUUUAAGCAAUCUCAUCCAGACAUAGUGAAUACACUGUUUCCUCCAUUGUACAAGGAGCUCUUUAAUCCUGACUGUGCUGCGGUCUGCAAAUGAAGGGGACGAGAACUCUCAGAGUCAUGGAAUGCAUCGCCGUUAAGACAAAAGCAAUGUGUUCAUGGAGACUUAAGAAAAAUGUCACUACUGCAACAUUAGGAAUGUCCUGCACUUAAUAGAAUUAUUUUUCACCGCUACAGUUCGAAGAAUGUAAAUAUGCACCUGAGUGGGGCUCUUCUGUUUGUUUGUUUGUUUGUUUGUUUGUUUGUUUUUGAAAUGAUCAUAAAUAUACAAAUAUAGGACACUGGGUGUUAUCUUUUUUAAUUUUAUUCGGGUAUGUUUUGGAGACAACUGUUUAUAGAAUUUUAUUGUAGAUAUAUACAAGAACAGAGCCGUACUUUACAUGAUUACUUUUCCUGUUGAUUGUUCAAAUAUAAUUUAAGAAAAUUCCACUUACUAGGCUUACCUAUUUCUAUGUUUCUAGAUAGUUGAUGCAUGUGGAAAUUUGUAACUGUCUUGGAAAGUACUGUGCAUGUAUGUAAUGAAUAUAUAAUAUGUAAGCGUAUUAUAUAUGACAAUUACGUAUUCAUGCACUGUGGCUUAAAAUACCAUGCCCACUAGCAAUGGAGGUUCGGUCAGGCUCUCUCAUGUGAUUUGCUUUCUGUCAUAUGUUGCUUUUGUGUUAGACAAUCAGGGUUUUCUUUUCCAGCCAGAGUUUUCAUCCAUACAUAACAACAGGAUAGCACCCAUUCAGAAGCAAGUCCACAAAGAAAUUGAUGUAACUGCUACCUGGAAGUUCCAUUUCUAUCAAGGACUUUAAAGCUCCAUCAAGAUAGCACAUACUGGGGGUAGGGCGAAGGGAUUUGAAGCCAUCUUCCUGUUUUACCAAUUGGGUUGCAGACAGACAACAGCAUUUCCUGUUUCUCACCAGAAUUCAAAAUAUUGGGGUUUGGAUUUCAAACGGUAAAAAAUAAUUACUUUGGUGAUUAUUAUUUCUUCAACCAAAAAAAAAAAAAGAUAAGUCUAUAGAUUACUACCACCAUCAAUGUUUCCAGAAAUAUAAGACAAGGUCCCUUUGCCAUUUUCUGUAGACAUUUUCUAAACGUCUUUUUCCCAAAGAACAGAAAGAAAUAGAGCAUACAAAGUAAAAAAAGUAAUUUAUUAAAUUAAUACUCAUGAUAAUUAGUUAGAAAACAUGUUAAUAGAAGGAGAAAGCAGGCUGAAGCUGGAGGCCUCCAAUCUUUCAACUGCAGAAAUUCAGAAGAUUGGAAAAAAAUAAGACUUCUGUCUCUGGGACUGAUAUAUCCCAAAGCCAAAAUUCUUUCCUACACAAUUCCCAAUGAUGUCCUCUUUCCAUACUGGUUAUUUUUUAGCCACUGAAAAGUAUAGAAUGGAAGGGUGAUCUAUACAGGUUCUUUCCCUGCUCUCCUUUGAAAUUAAGCACCAGAAAAGCAUGAGCUUGAAGCCAUUUGCUUCCCCAGUCCCUGGAAGGCCUAGGCCUUUAGUAUGUUUGGUCCAAACUAAGACAUUCCCAGAAGCACCUGGAGGAUAUAUUUGCGUAUAAGACACCAAAAGCUAUGAUGUACUAUAAGUGCAGUACAGCCCCCAAGUUAUAAAAACCUGUCCUUUCUCCUUGCACACACACACACACACACACACACACACUCAUGCAUGCACACACUCAUGCACCACACCCCUUCUUUGUAAAAUCUCCAUCAGAAGAAACUUUGUUUUGUUUUGUUUUGUUUUGCUUUUUAAUCUCUUAUGCUCUCCCAAAGUUCUUGGUUGAGAGUCAUCUUCAGGAUGCCUCAGAAUGCAUCAAAACAGUUCUGUUAGUCUCUCCUUUCAGAAAACAGGAGCUUUUCUCACCUCAUGAUUGAUGAAUUCUAAGCCAUUGGGGGAAAACAAAAAGACUUUAAAAUAAUGAAUCUCUUUUUCAACCACUGUUAUAUUCAAUUAAUUUAACUACAUUGAACCAAAUUACCUUUGGUUCUGAGCAGACAGCUGUAGAGUGCUUAUUAUGCUGCUACAGGGACUCGGUUCUUUUUGGUGUAAAUGUCACUCCUGCUAGCUCUUUGUAUAAAGAAUUAAUUCCAAGAGUCAUAUUUCCUUCUAAUGGAAAGAUUACUCUACUGAUUGCUAGGAAAACAGGGUAAUGAAAGGCACUCAAUUAAGCCAAGCCGCUUCCAAAUGCGAUAUAUGUUUUAUGAUUGGCUUGUGACAGGCAAUGCUUACUGUGUUUACUUGGUGUUCCCCUUUGAGCUUUGAACUCAUGUCAAACUUUGUUUUCAUCAUUCUGUUGGCCCAGUGUUUUCCAUUGUCAGCCUAUAAAUCCCACUAGGAUGCGAAGGGAAUCGUUCAUUGCUUUCAAUUUACCUUGGAGGAUUUACUUUGACUCAAUUGAUGAAGUAGCUGAGAAUUUUUUCCUCCCUUGUCCCAUGGGUGGUGUAGGAAAAAGAUUGUUCCCCCACAUCUGCCUCAGGAGGUACUGGUUUUGGAAUUUUGUCAUUUCUACUAGUUCCAGCAUUUCAUUGGAACAACAUGAACCUUUUGAAGCACCAACAGGAAACAGAGCUAGGAACUGAACCAGAACCAAAUAGUGAUAACCGGUACAGGCUCAGCCCACUUUCUGUCCAGAGGAGAGAGUCCAGCUUUGGCUUCAGUUGCCAAAGUUUCCCUUAAAUGAGAAGCAAGUCAUGUUUUUAAUGGUAAGAAAGCCUUUAAACAGUGACCUUUGAACGUCUCAGUGACCACAUGAAAUUUCCGUAAGAAAAACUCUCUUUACCACACACAGCCUCAGCAUGCUGCUCCUUCUCCUGAGAGCUGGCCACUGUUCAAGAUGUACAAGGAUGAGGUAUGCAGGGAAAGAAGGAGCAGGGGUCUGCCGUCUCCUUCCUGCCUCAAGGAUGACAAUCACUGCUUGACGCAGACGUUGCACUGAAUCUGCUCAGGGAUGCUUCAUUCAGAGAGAAAGAAAGAAGGAGAGAGAGAAAGAAAGAAAGAAAGAAAGAAAGAAAGAAAGAAAGAAAGAAAGAAAGAAAGAAAGAAAGAAAGAAAGGGAAAGUGGGAGAGAAAAGAGGGAAAAUGCAUCAAGGGGGGACAAAACAGGAAGAUGGGAACAAAAUGUAAAUGGCAUAAAUUGUACUUGCCAGUGAAAGGCCCUCUCUGAAAGGCUUCAGGUCAGCCGCAGUGGCUUCCGGUCAGAAAAAAAAAAAAAAAAGGAAUGGAAUUCCUUUUCUUCUUUGGAUCUGCCAAAAAGUUCUACACACAUAAGAACACUAGAUUUCUUCUCUAAAGUGAGCAAAGAACAAAACAACGUAGCUGGCCCCACUCAUCUCCCAGUCAAUCCAGGCUUCCUGUGUAAAUCCUUAGCAAAGGAAAUGCAGGGGUGUGAUGGUCAGUGGAUGAGUUGACAGGCUGUGUGGAUGACUAUGGAAAUGCAUCUGUUCUCCAUAGACGGAGAGGCAAAUUCUGGAGGGAAUAUGACAGAUUUCAAAUUUUAGUUGACAGUUACAAAUGGCCAUGCUGUCCGUGACUUGGGCUAUCUUUGUGUCACUUUUUAGGGCUCUCUUUUAUUCCCAAAUUAGACAUUGAGGGUCAGGAUAUACUUUCUGAACAUACUUCCUGCAUUUUCUUUGUCUUAAUACUUUCUUCAGGCCUCUGGGCUAAAUGACCUAUAAGUAAAAAGCAGAGAAUACCGUGGUCUUCAGUGAUUAAACUCCUCUGGCAGUAGCUCGGAGACUCUAAAUUGUACCCAAAUGAAUAUUAGCAAGAGGCAUCAGGGACAUCAGCGCAUUUCCACUGUGGCUGCUUUAUCAAGCAGUUACUUCCUGGCAGUCAAGCCAAACUAUUUGCAGGAAACCUUGCAAACAGAUAGCGAGCUCCCACUGGCUCUCCAUAAUGCUACACAUAAGGGGCUCGAAUUCUAAAACAAUGCUUGGGUCCUAAAGACAACCUAAAAUUUCCCUGUGUUGUGUUUUCCCCCACAAGCACCAGAAAUGAGUAAUGUCAGUGUCAUUCCACAUUCUUAGUUUUCUGUUUAUUCCAGAAACAGGAAUAUUUUUGACUGCUGUCAAAAUCAUUUCCUGGCUUUUUCUUAUUAUUAUUCCUCUGUAUUAACUUUUGUUUCUAGUGAAAUUACCACAAAGGGCAGUCCAUUCGGGCAAGGGUGUCUCUGUUCUGACAAGCACCAGUCCGUAGCUAGCAGUAGCUCUUAAGAACGCAUCUGAAACUUCUGCAGGCCUUUUAUAAAGAAAGGAAACACUACCAUCUCCAUGAGGCACUAUUUGACAUUUUUGCAUGCAUAGCCAGAAGAGAGGCUUGGGGUGGGAAGCCGUGCGGCCUUUGGGAAACAGGCUGAUAACCAUUUUUCUUUUUGAGGGGAGUAUGUUUCAGAACCGGAGGUGCCUGCCUACUUAAAUCAACAGAGUCAAAGCUCAAAAUCCCAAAAUGGCAAGGAACAGAUCAAAUAGUGUUGCAGAGCUAUGGUAAGCUGGCAAGGAAAAUGCCCCGCCCCGCCUACAGCAGAACAGCCACCAUUUGGCAGAGGGCACGUGCUGUCAGUGCUUCUGAGUUACGUAAGCUGUCUCGGGUUGUAAAUGAUGAAAGUUGACUCGGAGAAUAGCACAGACCAAACAAACACAACUCUGGGCAGAAGAGGGCCUUUCGGUGCCAGCUUGCCCCCCUCCCCUCUUGUUGAUAUCAAAAAUCGCAUCUGGAAAUCGAUUCGGUUAGAGCCAGUGAGACCAGAUGGGAUGGAGGGUAACAUUAGAAUGAGUCUAGUACAGAGGGUGAAAGGAGAGAUCUUGCCUUUCUCGUUCUCAGUUUAGUUUCCAUAUUUACCAUCACUGCUCAAAGAUAUGAUGACAGGUGGCUUGAACAAAGUAGCAGUCGAAAGAUAAAGGCAAAUCAGUUGAAUGAUGGUUUACAAAAGACACUUCUAUGUGUCCCAUAGAGCUCUGCUAUGGAAGAGCCAGAGGGAGCUAGAUUUCUUGUCCAUUUUUUUUUUCUGAAAGUCAGAUGUAUAACUUUCAUGUUUUUGAGCCUGUACAUGUGUCCUUAAAUGUAUGGCUUCAAAUCAGUGACACUUUCUCUCAGUCGCACAUUUCCGAGCAAUUUAUUCUGUCAUCAAGAUAGCCUCGCCCCCUUGCUCUGAAGUUCGGGUCACAGGUCACUGGUUCCUACGCAGCAGGUGGGAAACUCUGUCUGUGCACUUUUUUCCUAAGCUGCUAAAAUUCCUCCGAGGUGAACUGGUCACAGCAACCAUUGUUUCCUGCAUGACCAAAGCACAACCUACAGUGGAUCAGAGAAACCAGGCCAAUGGCUGUUCUCAUAGCCAAGUCUCAAGCACAAAGAUUACUGGAAUUAAACAAGCCCAACUAUGGGAAAUGCACGUGUCUGCACCCCUGUCGACAGCGUGAGGCUCAUAUCACUUACGCCCUGCCUGUGGCUAAUGGUGAACCCUCCCAUGUCACCAGCACAGCCAUACAUAGACACUCAUAAAGCCACAAGCUCCACACCCAAGCACAGCACCAUUCGCUUCAUCCCAUUAACACACAUCCAAGAAUGAUAACCACACCCACAGAAAACGGAGUAUGUAUUGUAGAAAUGUAGAGGAAAAAUAAAAAUAUUUUUUCAAAUGUAAUUACUUUUAAUAUAUGCUUGUGGAAGGUCUAAUACAAUGUAAGCUGUCUCUGUAAUUUUUGCUGUAAAUAACUGGAGACAGUGAAUACACUGAUUUUUCUAUGUCUCUGUUUAAGCAUAAGACUUUGUAACAAUUUUUUAGAGGGGGAUAAACAACAAAGAUAAAAUAUGUACUUGCUUCCUUUCUGAGUGUUAUGUACCUCUCAGUUUUUUAAAUGGAAAAUGGUUGUAAUGGUUUAAGCAUCCUGACGGGUCAUCAGUGUUAAGUGUGUGCUUCUUUUUGUAAUACAACUAAGAAAGGGACAGGGCUAUCAAUUAACUGCUCCAAAGAAUUCCUGUUGAAGAUUGGCCUAAGACCUGAAAACUCCAUUUAAACGAAACAACGUGGAAAAAGGAACGUUUAAAAAGAAACUGUUUGUCUAAGUGAAGUUGUCUUGCCUCAUAGCAAAUGGCUCUGUCCAAACCCAUUCUGCAAGGAAUAGCUUAAGGAAAACAAAUCCUGAUUUCUGAUGAACAAAAUAUUUUUGUACAUGUUUAUUUCGUAUUAAUAACCCGAGGUCAGACUACUCAUUCGCUGAAGCCAUAACUGACCUCCACCAAAUAAAUGUUGUAAAGAAGCUGGGGGAGGGUUGGGGAGAGACUGAGAGGUAGAAAAAACCUGAGAUGUGACUAUAGCAACGCAGGCGAGAGCAGGGCCAGUGAAACUGACGUUUUGUUCCUGCAUCCCAAAUAUGACUUUAAAAGGGUAGUAUUUUAUGAUGAUCGCUUUAUAAAAUUAAAAAAAAAGAUAUUUAGUUAAAUGAGACUUUCCAGUAUUUUUGAAAUCCCUGACAAUGCUUCCUUGCUUUUAGGAUUGAGAUAAAUGACUUUCCUAUACUUCCAGUGUUCUGAGGUUUAAAUGCUUCUGCGUAGCUCUCGCCUACAGUACAAGGUGCAGAGCCACUGAGUCCCGAGGUGAAGCCACGGACUGUCUGGGGCUUGGCUACGCCUCCUCCCCAGCUGCCCCCGGAGGAGCAGUGUGAAAGGCACGGCUAGCUCCCUGGCAUGCCACUGUUGGCAGUGCCCCAACGUUGCAUUGCCACAAGUGUGUAAAAUCAAAGCAUUCGUUCUGAAAAGCUAAGUCUACUUUUUCAAAAGAGCAAUGCCUCCUGUAGUCAACCACUGAUUCUUCGGGAGCUGGAUUAUGCUAUUACCAUGUACUCUUACCAGCCUAUAGAGGCAAAAGGCAAACUACAAGUAAACCCAGUGAUUUAUGUAGUUUUUAAAUCUACAAUGUUCUGAUCUCUCUCUUUCUCUCUCUCUCGAUCUCUCUCUUUCUCGCUCUCCUUGUUUAAUAUAUAAGCCCUAAUUUCUGUGUAUGUGAGUAAAACUGCAGCCUGAGUCAUUUAGGAAGUAAGCAUUGAAUUUUUUUUAAUUAUAAAUAUAAUAGAUUAAA